Molecule: messenger RNA, 3965 nt
Organism: Solenopsis invicta (red fire ant)
Lineage: Eukaryota; Metazoa; Arthropoda; Insecta; Hymenoptera; Formicidae
Source: RefSeq, a predicted model, not a curated record
CUACGUCGUCUCGCGAGUGAGUUAUGGCACCGGCAAUGUCAUCGCGGAUCACGAUACGGGGAAUCGGGUUCACUUUGACCCUGCUACUCGUGUCAUCCGCGCAGGCGGUCGACUAUGAACUCCACAGACACGACACGAUAUCGACGAUUCGGGAAGACAACGUAAUCUUCACGACCCGCGACUUUCUCGAGCAGCUAAAUUUCGCGGUGCCGAAAGCGAGUUACACAUUGCAAGAGGCUACGGAGCAUUUCCUGCAUUUCGGAGCACUUUUGCGAGCGCGAACUCUCGACACCUUCGGCAGUCUUCUGUACGACUAUUACGACGACUUCAGUAUAACGGAAGUGGAGGCGUUACGCAAGGUGUAUGAAGAGAUCUUCGAGCGACGGUACGACAUAUUCAACUUAGUUCUCGGCGUGCUGAGGAAUCCAGACACAAGACCGUCCAGGAUUUGCGCCGAGAUGUACACUCGCGUUAAGAAACCCUGUCUUAGGAGUAGCACAAACGUGUGUCGCAGAAUCAGGAACCAUCACGAUCUUCCGCAUCCCGACGAUCGCAACACGCCCGCGUUGAAUAUCACGUACCGGGUGUACAGUUUGUCCGAGAUAUCGAAGCAAUACUCCAGUGGCUUCUUCCUGGCGACAUUGCUGAGGCUCCUGCAACGAAAAGUGCUGACGAUCACGCCCAAUCUGCUUUCUGGACUCCUCUGCAACGUGAAAUAUGAGAACUACGACGGCGACGUUCGUCUCGCCGAGAGGGAACUGAUACGUCACUUUAGCGAAAUCUCGGGGACCAGUGUUGAAAUUUCAGUGUCGACGAAGAAGCUAAGGAAGUUCCACACUAUGAACUCUUUCCUUAAGUACUACAUUGACAUAUACGCUGAUAAAUUUCCGGACAACGAUCUGAAGAAGCACACGCUCCUUAUUUCGAACACGCUCCUUAUUUCGAAAAGCAUCGCCGGCGUCGGCACGAUCGAUGAGAAUAUUCAAUUGCUCGGUAACGUUUACGAGAACCGGACGAUUCACGUCGGAUACCUCUUCGACUCGUGUUUCCUCGUGUUUCCUAACGAUUUACUCGAGAAAGACGUUAUCGAAGCUAAGAGGUACCUAGUGACGAAACUGUACGAAUUUAACGUGGUGGAAAGAUAUCUCAGAGUGCAGAGGUAUCAGCAAGCUACUCCCGCUCAGCUGGCGAUAGAAAUCAUCGAGCAGCUGAGAGAUAUUAACUUCAUCAAGAACAUCGCGACGUCUCUGCGGAUGUACGCGAGAUUCUGGCACAGUAGUCGCAUGAUUGAGAACCUUGACGAGCUGCUGGAGCUGUUCGAUAGUUAUGAGAAUCUACGCCAAGUUCCGCGCUAUCUGCAUAUAAUGAAGAAGAUCGACAGUAUCAAGAAGAGUCUAUGGGAUAUGAGGGACAUCCCCGUUGAGAUUCCCUGCAACGCUCCGCGAGCUUGUUUGCGAAUAGGUCUAGAAUUGGUCUUACGCUGUAAAUUCAUAAAUUCUAAAAUCAAAGACUCCAUCAAGGAGUUCCUGGAGUUCAGCGACUUGUGCAUGGAUCCCCUGUACAUGAUACAAGAAUCGAGACGCUCGGCGGAGAUCCCGUUCAAGAUAUCGAAAGUGCGUUUAACUACAACAGCGUUGCAGACUACGGGUGCGGUCAUCAGCAAGGCUACUCGAUACACCACAAUCGGAGAUCGCUAUUCAAGCGAGCAAGUUACGGAGUCUGGUGAAACUAAUGAAAUUACGGAAGAAGUUUCAAGAGAAUUCGAUAUAACCUCAAAGAAACGUUUGGAGUCGACGAGUACGAUGGCAACGGGUACGACUCAGCCCAUAAAGCCAAUUUCGACGACUCAUCGAGAAGAGACUACGGCAGCCAUGAUGAGUACUACAACUGCGACAACUACUGCAACUUUACCUGCAACGACUACACCAGAACUUAUAACAGUUACGACAUCACCCACAACUACGAUCUUACCUAUUACAAAGUUACCUACGACUACAACAACUACAACAUCGCCCACAACGACUACCACGACAUUGCCCACUACCACGGAAAUGUUCACGACGACUACCACGGAAAUGCCCACGACAACUACCACGGAAGUGCCCGCAAUGACUACUACCACAGAAGUGCCUACGACUACUACCACAGAAGUGCCUACGACUACUACCACAGAAGUGCCUAUGACUACUACAGAAAUGCCUACGACGACUACAACGACAUUAGACAUGACAACCAGUACAGCAUUGCCUACAACUAUCACAACGUCGGCCACGACAACUGUUACGACAUCGCCUACUAUCACGACGGCGCAACUACUAACGAAAUACGAACGUGUAAAAGUGACAAAAAUUGGCGUAUCACACGGUGAUGACGGUAUUUUGAAACCUUUGAAGAACUUGACGGUAUUUGUUACAACACCAAUCCCGAUGAAAUCUUGCGAGUCCGACGAAUGUAUCGAUGAGCCAAGCUCGGAGAAACGUGACGAAACAGCGACUCUGCUUUUGACGACGCCAACGAUACGGACUACCACUCCCGAAAUUCGAACAUUUUCUGAGACAUCAACAACCCAUCGAGAUUUCGUCAUCGACGAGACUACGGUUUCUUCGACGACGGAGUUGAGCGAAACGCCAGUUACGAAAGGCGAUAACUGCGUGAAGUCCUGCUUAGAAGGCUGCGCGUCCAAGAAAGAGAGCGUCAUCGAGGUAACGGAAAAGUCCUGCGAGGCAAGCUGCGACUCCGCGAUGGAAGACUGCGACGGUAUCUCCAAGAAUCCUCUGGAGGUGAUCUCUCUGGAGUGCGGAACGGAGUUCGACAAGAGUUGCGACUGCGAUCUGAAGGAAGAGAGGAGCGAGUGCAUGACGGUAUGCCCUCCGGAGCCUGAGAAGAGCUCGUCGUGCGAGGGAUCCCAGAACGACUGCUCGACAUCGGCGGAGUCGACGGUCGACGAGAAGCCGAACGAACGUAAGCGGACGCGCAGCAUGUGCGAGAUCCGGAAUCCCCAUCAUCGUCGUCAGUUAAGACGGUUGGCGAAGAUGCGAGCGAUCAGCGUUGUCAUUGACGCCGCCAUCGCGAUGGUGUCGCGUAACGACGUUCUCCGGAGGACGAAGAAGUCGCGUCAUCGAGACCGAAUCGCGACCAAGAAGCUGUACAAUCUAUUAACCACCAGACUGCCCUAUUCCAAAAACAGGAAGGUGGAGGAAUACUUGCUGAAGAGAUCUCUCGGCGGUAAGCUGAACGACAAAGUUCUAAAACGUCAACGCAAACAACAGGAGCAGAUCUUUAGGCUGAAGAAACAGCUAACGAGGAAACUCAAGGGGAAAGAGGCUCGAAGAGCAAUGAUGCAUCGUAGGGGAGGAAUCACGUCGCCUUACCAAAGUCAGAUCAACAGGAUAUCCGGCAGGAACGCGAAAUCGAUCAACGCGUAAAAAAUUAAUACGAUACACUGGAGUCUAUCGGUUUAAAGUUACAUCGUUUUAGGAGAUAAUUUCAUUAUAUAGCUGUUACGUUAUUACAGACGAAUAGUAUCGGCCGUUACUUCGUCAUGCUGAGUUUAGCAGACUUUUUUUCCGUCCAUUUAAUCGGGUCAGAGGCGAAAAAUAUCGUGUAAUGUAACAGUGGGGCUCAUUCCUGAGGAGCUAAUUAUAACGAAGACAAGAGCGUUUAUCGAAUUCGGCUAAACGAUUACUCGGCCCGGAGAUUUUAAUAGCCGUCUAUAUUUAUUUAUCGGAGAACCGUCGCGAGACUCGUAUGCGUUGUAAAUUAUUUAUUUGGUGCUUUCUCUCAAAGGCCGCCGUUGACGUCGCAGCACUGAUCGAUUAAGUGCGUUAAUGAGGUUCCUUAUCAGCGUAAUGAAUAACAAAUUUGUACUGCAAGCGGUCGAGGUAUUUUGGAACGUUUAAAUUGUUAGAGCUCUUUUCUCAAACGGAUUUUGUAAAUUCUUAAUGAUGGUUGAUAAAAGUAUAUUU